CCCCACGCGCCAGACCCGGGGCAGGAGUCCGUCCCGGACGCGGCUUCGGGGAGAAGAUCACGUUGUAGCAGCUACUCCUGAAGGUCGAAAGCCUCUUAGCUGCGCAGGGAAGGAGGAGAGAGACGGCAUCCCCAGGAGCUCGGGGCUUCCCAGGGCUUUGGACCCUGACGAUGGGGCGGCCUUGGAGGCCUCCUCCGUGAUCUGCAGCCCAGGGCAGAGCAAGCGCCCUUCUCCCACCCCCGGGGCCAUCAGCUUCUUCUCUGCCCACCCACAGAGCCAACCUGUCACGGCUACCGUGGCCCCCUUCCAGUACAGAUCGCAGACUGACCAGGAGCCUGGACCCCGGCCUCAGAGGAGCGGCGCCUUUGAGGGCCGCUCUGGACCCCCUGACGGGCCUGACGAGCGCUUGUGCAUGGUGCCUGCAGACGCGCGGAUCGUCCAUGCGCUCCUCGCCGGCAGAAUGUUGGGCAGCAGCGUCAAGAGCGCGCAGCCCGAGGUGGAGCUGAGCGGCUGCGGCGCGGACGAGGGCGCGGACGAGCCCCGGGGAGCGGGCAGGAAGGCGGCGGCGGCGGACGGUAGAGGCAUGCUGCCCAAACGCGCCAAGGCGCCGGGCGGCGGCGGCGGCAUGGCCAAAGCCAGCGCGGCCGAGCUGAAGGUCUUCAAAUCGGGCAGCGUGGACGGCCGGGUGCCCGGCGGGCCGCCCGCCUCCAACCUGCGCAAGCAGAAAUCGCUCACCAACCUCUCGUUCCUCACCGACUCUGAGAAGAAGAUGCAGCUGUACGAGCCCGAGUGGAGCGACGAUAUGGCCAAGGCGCCCAAGGGCUUGGGCAAGGCGGGGGCCAAGGGCCGCGAGGCCCCGCUCAUGUCCAAGACCCUGUCCAAAUCGGAGCACUCGCUCUUCCAGGCUAAGGGUAGCCCGGCCAGCGGCGCCAAGACCCCGCUGGCCCCGCUCGCGCCCAGCCUGGGAAAGCCCAGCCGGAUCCCGCGCGGCCCGUACGCCGAGGUCAAGCCGCUCAGCAAGGCGCCCGAGGCGGCCGUGAGCGACGACGGCAAGUCGGACGACGAGCUGCUGUCCAGCAAGGCCAAGGCGCAAAAGGGCUCCGCGCCCGCGUCAGCCGCCAAAGGCCAGGAGGAGCGCGCCUUCCUCAAGGUGGACCCAGAGCUGGUGGUGACCGUGCUCGGAGACCUGGAACAGCUGCUUUUCAGCCAGAUGCUGGACCCCGAGUCCCAGAGAAAGAGAACCGUGCAGAAUGUUCUGGAUCUUCGGCAGAACCUGGAGGAGACCAUGUCCAGCCUCCGUGGCUCCCAGGUGGCGCACAGCUCCCUGGAGAUGGCCUGCUACGACAGCGACGACGCCAACCCCCGCAGCGUGUCCAGCCUCUCCAACCGCUCGUCGCCGCUCUCCUGGCGCUACGGCCAGUCCAGCCCGCGGCUGCAGGCAGGGGACGCGCCGUCGGCGGGCGGCAGCUGCCGCUCCGAGGGGCCGCCCGCCUGGUACAUGCACGGCGAGCGCGCCCACUACUCGCACACCAUGCCCAUGCGCAGCCCCAGCAAGCUCAGCCACAUCUCCCGCCUGGAGCUGGUCGAGUCCCUGGACUCGGACGAGGUGGACCUCAAGUCUGGCUACAUGAGUGACAGUGACCUCAUGGGCAAGACCAUGACGGAGGACGACGACAUCACUACAGGCUGGGAUGAGAGCAGCUCCAUCAGCAGUGGCCUCAGCGAUGCAUCCGACAACCUCAGCUCAGAGGAGUUCAAUGCCAGCUCGUCACUCAACUCCCUCCCAACGACUCCCACUGCCUCUCGCCGGAACUCCACAGUAGUGCUACGCACGGACUCGGAGAAGCGCUCGCUCGCAGAAAGUGGGCUGAGCUGGUUUAGUGAGUCGGAGGAGAAGACCCCCAAAAAGCUGGAGUACGACAGCGGCAGCCUGAAGAUGGAGCCCGGGACCUCGAAGUGGCGGCGGGAGCGGCCCGAGAGCUGUGAUGACGCCUCCAAAAUCGGGGAACUGAAAAAGCCCAUCAGCCUGGGCCACCCCGGUUCCCUGAAGAAGGGCAAGACACCGCCCGUGGCCGUCACCUCCCCCAUCACGCACACAGCCCAGAGCGCCCUCAAAGUCGCAGGCAAACCUGAAGGCAAAGCCCCCGACAAGGGGAGGCUGGCGGUCAAGGGCUCGGGCCUCCAGCGUUCCUCCUCGGACGCCGGCCGCGAUCGCCUGAGCGAGGCCAAGAAGCCCCCCUCGGGCAUCGCCCGCCCAUCCACCUCAGGGUCCUUUGGCUACAAGAAGCCACCUACUGCCACGGGCACCGCCACCGUCAUGCAGACGGGGAGCUCGGCCACGCUCAGCAAGAUCCAGAAGUCCUCGGGCAUCCCCGUCAAGCCAGUGAACGGACGCAAGACCAGCUUAGACGUGUCCAACAGCGUGGAGCCUGGCUUCCUGUCCCCCGGAGCCCGCUCCAACGUCCAGUACCGCAGCCUGCCCCGGCCGGCCAAGUCCAGCUCCAUGAGCGUGACCGGGGGCCGGCCCGGCCCCCGCCCCGUGAGCAGUAGCAUCGACCCCAGUCUGCUGAGCACCAAGCAGGCAGGCCUCACCCCCUCCCGGCUGAAGGAGCCCUCCAAGGUGGCCAGUGGCCGGACCACCCCCGCCCCCGUCAACCAGACGGAUCGGGAGAAGGAGAAGGCCAAGGCCAAAGCAGUGGCCUUGGAUCCAGACAGCAUCUCCCUGAAGACAGUUGGCUCCCCCGAGAGCACGCCCAAGAACCAGCCCAGCCACCCGGCGGCCCCCAAGCUGGCGGAGCUCCCACCCACCCCUCUCAGGGCCUCGUCCAAGAGCUUUGUCAAGCCUCCCUCGCUGGCCAAUCUCGACAAGGUCAACUCCAACAGCCUGGACCUGCCCUCGUCCGCCGACGGCCACACCGCCAAGGUCCCCGAGCUGCACGCUCCUGGCGCGGCCGCCGGCGGCCCGCUCACUUCCUGCUUCACGCCCAGCCCCGCGCCCAUCCUCAACAUUAACUCGGCCAGCUUCUCCCAGGGCCUGGAGCUCAUGAGUGGCUUCAGCGCCCCCAAAGAGAGCCGCAUGUACCCCAAGCUCUCAGCCCUGCACAGGAGCAUGGAGUCCCUGCAGAUGCCCAUGAGCCUGCCCAGUGCCUUCCCCAGCAGCACCCCCGUCCCCACCCCCGCCGCGCCCCCCGCCGCCCCCCCGGAGGAGGAGACAGAGGAGCUGACGUGGAGUGGCAGCCCCAGGACCGGGCAGUUGGACGGUAGUCAGCGGGAUCGGAACACCCUGCCCAAGAAAGGACUCAGGUACCAGCUGCAGCCGCAGGAGGAAGCCAAGGAGCGGCGCCACUCCCACACCGCCGGGGGGCUGCCCGAGUCGGACGACACGGCGGAGCUCCUGUCGCCCCCCGCGCUGUCCGUGUCACUGAGUGCCAAGGGCCAGCUCACCAACAUAGUGAGUCCCUCUGCGGCCACCACGCCGAGAAUCACCCGCUCCAACAGCAUCCCCACCCACGAGGCGGCCUUCGAGCUGUACAGCGGCUCCCAAAUGGGGAGCACCUUGUCCCUGGCCGAGAGACCCAAGGGGAUGAUCCGGUCAGGAUCCUUCCGAGACCCCGCGGACGAUGUUCACGGCUCGGUGCUGUCUCUGGCCUCCAGUGCCUCCUCCACCUACUCCUCAGCUGAGGAGAGGAUGCAGUCUGAGCAAAUCCGAAAGCUUCGCAGAGAACUGGAGUCCUCCCAGGAGAAAGUGGCCACACUGACGUCUCAGCUCUCUGCCAACGCGAAUCUAGUGGCGGCCUUUGAGCAGAGCCUGGUGAACAUGACAUCCCGCCUGCGGCACCUGGCAGAGACAGCAGAGGAGAAGGACACUGAGCUCCUGGACCUGCGGGAAACCAUCGACUUCCUGAAGAAGAAGAACUCAGAGGCGCAGGCUGUCAUUCAGGGAGCCCUUAACGCCUCAGAAGCCACCCCCAAAGAGCUUCGGAUCAAGAGACAGAACUCCUCAGACAGCAUCUCGAGCCUCAACAGCAUCACCAGCCAUUCCAGCAUUGGCAGCGGCAAGGACGCUGAUGCAAAGAAGAAGAAAAAGAAGAGUUGGCUCCGAAGCUCCUUCAACAAAGCCUUCAGCAUCAAAAAGGGCCCCAAGUCUGCUUCCUCCUAUUCAGACAUCGAGGAGAUCGCCACCCCCGACUCCUCGGCGCCCUCCUCCCCCAAGCUCCAGCAUGGCUCCACCGACACAGCCUCGCCCUCCAUCAAGUCCUCCACCUCGUCCUCCGUGGGCAUCGAUGCCACCGAGGCCCCUGCUCACCCAGCCCCCCACACGCGGCUGUUCCAAGCCAACGAGGAGGAGGAGCCCGAGAAGAAGGAGGUGUCGGAGCUGCGUUCAGAACUGUGGGAGAAGGAGAUGAAGCUGACGGACAUCCGCCUGGAAGCCCUCAACUCAGCCCACCAGCUGGACCAGCUUCGGGAGACCAUGCACAACAUGCAGUUGGAGGUGGACCUGCUGAAGGCGGAGAAUGACCGGCUGAAGGUCGCCCCGGGCCCCUCGGCGGGCUCCACUCCAGGGCAGGUCCCUGGGUCAUCUGCGCUGUCCUCCCCACGCCGCUCCCUGGGCCUCACCCUCACCCAUUCCUUCAGCCCCAGCUUGACAGACACAGACCUCUCGCCCAUGGAUGGCAUCAGCACGUGUGGUUCCAAGGAGGAGGUGGUUCUUCGGGUGGUGGUGCGGAUGCCCCCACAGCAUAUCAUCAAGGGGGACCUGAAACAGCAGGAGUUCUUCCUGGGGUGCAGCAAGGUCAGCGGGAAGGUGGACUGGAAGACGCUGGAUGACUCCGUUUUCCAGGUGUUCAAGGACUAUAUUUCCAAGAUGGACCCAGCCUCCACGCUGGGCCUGAGCACCGAGUCCAUCCACGGAUACAGCCUCAGCCACGUGAAACGGGUGUUGGACGCAGAGCCCCCGGAGCUGCCUCCCUGCCGCCGAGGGGUCAAUAACAUUUCUGUUUCCCUCAAAGGUCUGAAGGAGAAGUGCGUGGACAGCCUGGUGUUCGAGACGCUGAUCCCCAAGCCCAUGAUGCAGCACUACAUCAGCCUCCUGCUCAAGCACCGGCGCCUCGUCCUCUCGGGCCCCAGCGGCACGGGCAAGACCUACCUGAGCAAUCGCCUGGCCGAGUACCUGGUGGAGCGCUCGGGCCGCGAGGUCACGGAGGGCAUCGUCAGCACCUUCAACAUGCACCAGCAGUCUUGCAAGGACCUGCAGCUGUAUCUCUCCAACCUGGCCAAUCAGAUCGACCGGGAAACCGGGAUUGGUGAUGUUCCCUUGGUGAUCCUGCUGGAUGACCUGAGUGAAGCAGGCUCCAUCAGCGAGCUGGUCAAUGGGGCCCUCACCUGCAAGUACCACAAAUGCCCCUAUAUCAUAGGCACCACCAACCAGCCUGUAAAAAUGACCCCCAAUCAUGGCUUGCACUUGAGUUUCAGAAUGCUGACCUUCUCCAACAAUGUGGAACCGGCCAACGGCUUCCUGGUCCGUUACCUGCGGAGGAAGCUGGUGGAGUCGGACAGCGACAUCAAUGCCAACAAGGAGGAGCUGCUGCGGGUGCUCGACUGGGUGCCCAAGCUGUGGUACCAUCUCCACACCUUCCUGGAGAAGCACAGCACUUCCGACUUCCUCAUCGGCCCGUGCUUCUUUCUGUCCUGUCCCAUUGGCAUUGACGACUUCCGGACCUGGUUCAUUGACCUGUGGAACAACUCCAUCAUCCCCUACCUACAGGAAGGAGCCAAGGAUGGCAUCAAGGUCCAUGGACAGAAGGCCGCCUGGGAGGACCCUGUGGAGUGGGUCCGGGACACCCUCCCCUGGCCAUCAGCCCAACAGGACCAGUCCAAGCUGUAUCACCUGCCCCCGCCCACCGUGGGCCCGCACAGCAUCGCCUCCCCUCCUGAGGACAGGACAGUCAAAGACAGCACCCCAAGCUCCUUAGACUCAGACCCUCUCAUGGCCAUGCUGCUGAAACUUCAAGAAGCUGCCAAUUACAUCGAGUCUCCAGACCGAGAAACCAUCCUGGACCCCAACCUUCAGGCCACGCUCUGAGGAUGUAGCCACACUGUCACCCCGGACAGGACCACAGAGUGCUGACAUCAGCCACGUGAACGCCUCCUCUCUGGCUCUCCGGCACAGGGGGAGACCAGGAGGGUGGAGGAGGUGCAGGAAAAGGGGCGGGUUCUUGGUGCUGCACCUUUAGGACUUGGAGUAAGGAUUGAUGGGGUGGAGUUUGGGACCGUGUGUUCCUUAGACAUAUUUGCUGGCCUCCUCUCUUGGACUGGGGGCAAAGAUGAUUCUGGGUCUUUCCCCUUGAUUUCUUCUGUCAGUUGCAAACUCCUGGGCUUUCUGGGGAGGACUUCCGAAGACACAGGGAAAAACCUCGCAGCAGUCCCCAGUUCUCGAGAGCAGCCCUGAGACAGUCCUGCGUGUGGAAGUCGGCUGGGGAGGUGGAACCUUCAGAUUUCCUCGGAUCCUCCAUCAUCACUGCCGACUUUCCCCCAGAGAGCUGGGUGAAGCCCCAACAAAAAGAAGCAUGUGGUUUAAAAAAAAAAUGUUUAAAGCAAUCCGUAAAAGUCUUUUUUAAAAAAUGGAAAAGAUGAAACUGGAGAGAAGGGAACCAGCAGCCAAGGGAGGGUGUGCCGCCUCCCCCCAGCCCCCCAACCUCUGGGUGACGUAGGGGACGCUGACAAGACAGCUGCCAUUAGAAGAUGUUGCCAAACCACAAGAAGAACAUCCCGGCCUUCCAAGACGGCGAGCUCUCACACCCUCUAAUUUAACGCACCCGAGAGUCAAUAAACCCUACUUCUUAGAUAUAUAUAUAUAUUUUUAAUUUUGGUUUUUGGUUUUAUUUCCUUUUUUUCCUCCCAUAUGCCUAUUUAUUUUCCUUUUCCUUCUGUUUUUGCUUUUCCAACCCUCUUUUCUCACAUGUCCCCAGAGGCUGAAAUUGUUGCUUCUCUGACGUGAGCUGGUUUGGCUUUUCCAAGUGGGUUUUCUUUGGAGACCCCAGUGGCAUCUAACUGGCGGAAGCCACUUAUCUUCCAGCCACUGUCUCUGACUGACCCUGUGAGCUUUCCUGCGACGUGGACUCGGAAGCAGUGGGAGAAGCCGAACGCUGACUUCCCUUUCGAGAAAGCACACGUUCUCCUGACGCUUGCUGUCUGCUUCCCGUGUGCAAGCAUGUCACCCUGUCUUGGGACAAGAUCGAAUCUGAGCUCCACCGGGGACCAGAGGAAGCCAGGAAGCUCAAACUGUUCCUCCAUCACAGGGCUCUGCCCUGCGUGUUUCUGAUGACAGCUUCUGCUCACUAAUCCUAAUCCCUCCCGAGGUUCCUACCUGUUGUUGACAAGUGGACACCCACAGAGCCUGGGCAUCCUGGGGAGAAGUCCCAAUCUGAACAGAAGGCUCUCAGAGCUCCACCUGGGGACAAGCCCCUGCUUUCCAAAGGUUUCCUGCUUUUUCAGAAGUUACACUCAAGUCUGGCCAUCUCAGUUCCUCCAUUCAGCAGGUACUUGGCAGUACGUACUGCCACCUGGUCUUAAAAAUGCUUGGGCCCUAAAUUCCCAGCCUAGAGGGAAUGCAUCUUAUUUUGUAGACCUUCAGGUCAUCUGAGAAAUAAGCCUGAGCCCAUAGGAGACAGCAGGAGGGAAGUGUCUCAUUGGAUGAUCAGUACCUGGGCCAGCACAGACGGAAACUGAAGGGCAAUGUUAAUUGGGAAACCUGAUUCCUGCCAUUUCUGAAGUCCCCAAUGGAGCCAGGUCCAGGUCAGGCUGCUGGGUCAGGCUUUAUUUCCAGGGCUCCACAGAUCAGAGGUGAGUCUGUGCUCCCCACACUUCUAGGGAACCCCCUGAUCUGCAUUAAUUGGCGCAUUCGCUGGAAUCAGCCUGCUGCUGUGCAGCCAAGGAGCCAUUCGCCCGACUCUGCACAUCGGAAUACUUAAGUCCAAGAGGUGUUCUGGAUCGCUCCCUAAAAGCAUCUGUGUAUUCACCUGCUAGCUCUCGGGAGUAACAGGGUCCUCAAGGCUGGAGACAUUCCUUGCUAUUGCUGCUAUUUCCGUGAGCUGUGAAGAUUCCCCCACCAACUCAGCGGUCAAAUAUGCAAUGCAGGGUGGAAAGUGGCCGUGCGUCCCAGGAUGGUGCUGAAAUCACUGCCUUAUGGUCCCAGCGGUGCAGGAGGAGGCCCCGAGCUGGCUGUUUAAACAUAGAUGUGGGGCCUCUGGAUUCAGGCCUCUGAGUCCUUAGCUCCAGUCCCGUGACAAGGCUCAGAUUUGUCAUGCCAUCUUAAUCAGGUGGUUGAGCCCUUAACUCUUUUCUGGUGCUGCCCAGCCAGUGCCUUGGGUCACGAGUGUCACUGGCUCCUCAAGUAAAAGAGAAGGGGAGAACCUUCCUCCGUUCCAUCUGCCUCUGAUCCUGGAAGGGAUUCUUGUCUCUAGGAUACCCUGGGUACCACUGGGAAUGGGAUUGGAAUCCUUAGUAGCUGGGUUUCGGAGGCACGUCACACAUUUUCAUCUCUGUUCCUGGGACCCGCCACCCUCUCUUCUUGACUGCUGCCUCAGCCCAGGUGUCUGGGGGCUCUCCUCCUUCUCAUCUAAGGAGAGGGCGUCAUAACCUCAGCUUUCCCGCUGGAGUCUGGGACCCUGUUUACAGUUGCUCCCCUGGGCCCCUCACUGUGGGGAUCAGUCAUCUCACCACGGAAUUCUGGCUUGAUGGCCUGCAGACGGCUGAGCAUCUUCAUGGUGCUAUAACCUCUCGGGAUGCUCAUCCCAGCAGAACACCUGAGCACGCUCUCACUGCCCCGGAAGUAAUGGCAAGAGCAACAUCAUUGCCUGCUCUCCCACAGCGCACACGCUUCCUGGUUGACGCCUCUGGGAUCUCUCCCCAGACGUCAACCCUGGGUCCCACAGCCACAUCCUCAACCUGCAGACUCCAUCAGAAGACUCCCAGCCCAUGUCAGACUGGAAUCCGUGCUCGUUCCUUCUCUCCAGCACGCCCAUCCCCACCCCAACUCCUCACCAAAGCUGGCUCCCAGGUGACAUGGUUCAACUCCCAACAUCAGCCAGUGGGGGGCGCCGCCUUCCCGGGAGAGGCUUCUUGUCACAUCCCUCUCAUUUCUGGGUGGAGAAGACCAGUGUUCUGUCUGGUUGAUCCGUUUCUCAAUCCCUGCCUAGGCACUUAAGGAAAAAAAAAAAAAGAAUACUAGGUCAUUGGAACCUAAUAUGGAACGUGACAUGGGUGUGUAUGUGUGCGUGUGCUUGUGCGUGAGCAUGUGUGUGUGUGUGUGUGUGUGUGUGUGUGUGUGUGUUCACCCUUGCUCUUCUCAUAAGAGCCACUUGCUUUUUUUUUGUUUUUUUAUCUUCUGAGGCUUCACUGAGUAUUUUUUAAGACAUCUAUGCUUUGUGGCAGCUCUCUGGUGCUUCUCUCUGUCUUUGUGUCAGCUCAGGCUUGGGAAGCUAGAGGCUGGCAGGGAAGGAAAAUGUAAUAAACAACAACCAGAGAGAGUGAGUCCUUCUUGGUGAGUAGGCUUAAGUUGGGCACUACCAGCCUUCUAACUAAUCCCUCCAUAUCCUUGCGGUCUUAAGAUAACAGGGGAGUUUUCUUUCUUACCUUCUGUUUCCCCUGCUCCGUUAAACUCCAGCUGUGCCUAAUCUCAUCAUCUCUUCACUCCUGGCUUGCCAAGACAAGGAUCCCACUAUUUGUGGUUUGAGAGACAGCGAUUCCCUGCCAUAGGCCAGGAGAGCCGGGAGACAGCAGUGCAUGCCUGCUGCUUCUCCCAGACCUCCCCUCUCCGCCUGGCACGGUGCUCACGUGCAGUCAGAUUUGCCCAGCUGGAAGUGGGGACUUGGUUCGACAAAGCAGGGCUGAGCAGAGAGUGACAGAUGUCUUUAAGGUGCUUUCUGACAGGUUUGGGAGGAGAAAUCACUCUUGUCGUAAUGUCACACUGAACAGAGUUCCCGUGUAAAGGAAUUGAGAUCACCAGGUCUAGCUCCUUAGUGUGCUUUUUUUCCCUGCUUUAUUCCCAGGCUAAACUGAAGCCAUUAUGUCAACUUUAUAAGGAAACCCCAGUGAUGGGCUGAGUUGUACUUUUGCAGAGUUUCCUAACACUCAUGGAAUGCUGGUACAUUCUUGUAGAUAAGAACCACUCACUAGGUAGGUCUGGUUCAGAGAUGUAAGGAAUAAAAUGGUCUUAGAACACUAUGUUCCCAAAAGACCUAAAAAAGUGCUGCCCUUUAUAACCAAAGAGGCUUAGGUAUGCAUGAGUCCUGAAUCAGCCUGCUAAGGGAUAGAUGGAGUCAGCAUCUUGGUUCUCCCCACUAUCAAGAAUUUCAGCCUCGCCCUGAAAGCCAGCACUGCCAGCCACAACCUUGGGAAAGAUGGACAUAAAGUGAAACUGAUAAUGUCUCAGAGUAAGGUGCCCAGAGCAGGGAGACAAUUACAAUAGAAAAUAAAAUUGAAGGGUCAGGGAUGUACCUCAGCGCUUCCCUUGUAUGUGUCAGACCCUGGGUUCAAGAUCUGACACCGCAAAAUAAAUGAAAAAGUUUAUAUAUAUUGGAUUCUCCUAGUUUAACGUUUCACACACAUACCUAUGUGUAUAUGGCUUGGAGCCGUAGUGCUCAGGGAUCACUCCUGGCGGGGCACAGGGGACAAUAUGGGAUGCCAGGGAUCAAACCUGGGUCAGAUUAUUUCUAAGGCAAGCACCCUGCCCACUGGUCUAUGUCUUCACCUUCUUGGCUGGUUUUUGGGCGACCUGUUUUGGGGUUUCUCCCAGCUCAGUGCUCAAGGAUUUCUCCCAGUGGUGCCCCGGGAACCAUAUUUGGUGUGGAACUGAGAGCUCCUACAUGCAAAGCCUGUAUCCCAUCAAGCACUUUGCUUAAAGAUAAUACUGUGGAGAACUUGGCAUGACAGUGGGCAUGAAAGUACAUGAAAUCUACUUGGUUUCUUGGGCCAUCUCUUUUUUAUUUUUGUUUGUUUAUUUGAGGGCCAGACCUGGCAUUACCCAGGCCUUCUUCCUGGCUGUGUUCACUGGUCACUCCUGACACUGCUUGGGGGACCACAUGUAGUACCGGGGAUUCCAGUCAGGAUUGGCUGUGUGCAAUGCAGGUGUCUUACCCCCUGAGUUCUCUCCAGCCUGUCUUGGUUCAUUUCUUUUCUUUUUCUUUGUUUUAUUUUGUUUUGAAUUUUGGGCCACGCCUGGCAGCGUUCAGGGUUUACUCCUGACUCUGUGCUCAGAAAUCAUGCCCAGCAAGGCUUGGAUGGACCCUAUGGGGUACUGAGGAUUGAAACUGUGUGGCCUCAUGCGAGGCACACGCCCUUGUCACUCUGCUUUUGGUCCGUUUCUUAAAGCAGAAGUUACAUAUUGUAGAUCAGCAGCAUCUGGGAACAUAUUAAAAUGAAACUCCGGGGUCCAAGGCUGUGGCUUAGUGUUGAGGGCACGAGCUUUAUACAGGUGAGACCUGGGCUUGAAUCCCUGAUAGCGCAAAAGAAAAAAAGGAAGAAAAAUUCCCAGGCCCUUUUCCAGACCUCCUAAGUCCGAAGCUCCGGGUAGGGCCCCAGAGUCCGGGUUCUCACAAAACUCUUGACCAUUCUGCUGAACACUGUUGGUGAUUUAAAGGGAAAACAAGUCUCUGAGCCCCCUCAGCGAGGGGCUGUCGGCCACAAACAAUUCUAGAUGCGAUGUCAGACAUUUUAGCAUUCAUCUCAGACCCUUCUGAGGCUUCCCUCUGGCUCCACUCUCCUUUAAUUUCACGUGGAAAGACCCGAGCCUUGGGGGCAUGGGGGGUCAGCUUCGCUUCCUCACAGAAUUCACCAAACCCUCCCGGCUCAGAGCUUCAGGCUGCAAGCUGAGGGGCUUCCACAAAGAAAAGCAGUUGGAGGUCUCUUCCCGGCUCUCUUCGGCUGGAUUAUUUUUGUCUACGCUGAGCCUUUUUCUCAUUAUGUAACAGGAUGAAAAAAGUAUAAAAAAAAAAUUCAAUUUGUGUUUCCAUGCCAACUUGUUCUCCCAGUUUCUCCCUUUCUCCCUGAGUUCCAAAGGGCCCUGCAGGGCUUGCAAGCCUGGCCAGGAUCUUCCUCCCCCAGCAGCUGAGGUGGGGCCCAGCCUCUGCCUUCAGCUCAGCUCCCUGGAGAAGAUUCCAGGUUGGGCACCAAAUCCUUACCUCCUGAUUUCCCCACACCAGGUCCUGCAGAGCACCUGAAACCCUUAAGCAAAUCUGAUUGCCACUUCACAGCUUUCCAGGCUCACUCUCUAGCUGAUGGGGCAGUGAAGGAAAACCUGCUGACAGGUGGUUUUGUUUCUGGUUCAUUCAUUUCCCUCAUGAGGAGGACCUGGAGGAAAUGGACAAACCAGCUGGUAUGAGCCCCUGGGCUCAAGAUGGGAAGCUCUGGAGGAAGCCAAAGGCCAAGGAAGGCACAUGUGAGUCACUGCACUAGCAUCGGCCCUCCGUGUCCCCAGUGGGCUGGCUGUGGGUCCUGUUGCAUCUGCGGGACCUCCCUGCCUAAUGAAACAGGAAUAAAAGACAGGAAUAAGAUCAAGAACCCCCAGUAGUUCCCAGCCCAUCUCUGGGCCAUUGCUGUGCAGUGAAACUUACCCACUUCUUACAGUUUUGUUUGUUUGAAUAGAAGAACCUUUUUUAAAAGAUAAAUUUUUAUUCCUUCUAGAUCCCCCCACGCCCCCACCUCACAUCCUAUUUCAGCCGCCCUGUUUAUGUGGUAGAAUUUUUCUGAGAUGCAUGACCAUCCUUGGGGUGGAAGGUGGGCAGGAAAUUCGGGAACGCUUUUUAAAUUUAUUAGGCACACCCCACGCUGAAUGUGUGUCUGCGUGUGUGUGUGUGUGUGUGUGUGUGUGUGUGUGUAUGUGUGUUUUCUCUUAUUUGACUCUCCCUUCUUUGAAUCUAACAUAGAGUAAGCAAAGCUGAAUCUGGAAAGCAAACUGUUGUAUAUAGUUGCGGUAACAAUCAUGAAGAGCUGGGCUGUCCCCUCAGUAAUUCAUCUUCAACAAUUAAAAAAAAAUGGUUGGAAAUUAAAUUCAUGCCCGGACCAGCUGAAGAGCCCUCCCUUGCUCCCCACCAGAGGCCCCCCAAUCUGGAUCCAAUGUCCAUCGGCAUGUCUCCCCCCAGCAAGAUUCAUCUGUUCAAUGCCAUUUGCGUUUCAAUAAAGUUAUUUCCUGUAUUGUCACUGGUUCUCUCUA
Messenger RNA from Sorex araneus (European shrew), 13210 nucleotides. It is a transcript of the gene NAV1, whose product is annotated as neuron navigator 1. The record is from RefSeq and is a predicted model, not a curated record. Gene Ontology annotation, molecular function: ATP hydrolysis activity. Gene Ontology annotation, cellular component: microtubule cytoskeleton; axon initial segment. Gene Ontology annotation, biological process: neurogenesis; neuron migration; microtubule bundle formation. The coding region runs from base 413 to 6082 and encodes 1889 amino acids. Lineage: Eukaryota; Metazoa; Chordata; Mammalia; Eulipotyphla; Soricidae. The transcript has 31 exons.